Molecule: messenger RNA, 730 nt
Organism: Fukomys damarensis (Damara mole-rat)
Lineage: Eukaryota; Metazoa; Chordata; Mammalia; Rodentia; Bathyergidae
Product: killer cell lectin-like receptor subfamily G member 1
Exons: 5
Coding region: 89-664 (191 amino acids)
Source: RefSeq, a predicted model, not a curated record
UCCGGUGACUGGGCUGCCUCCGCACUGCUACGCACCUCACCCUUCUCUAACCCAGCUCUCACCGCUGAGUGCGAGAGAUAUCCCCCCGAUGGAGACAAGGAGCAAUGCCAUCUAUUGCACAUUAGAGCUCCCCAGCACGGUCCAGGUGCAGGAUGACUGCAGCCCGCAGCGAAGAGCAUCUUCUUCUAGGCCUUCUCUUUUCUGUCUUGUGGUGAUAGUGCUGGGCCUUUUGAACGUACUUCUUGCAAGUUUGCUGCUGAGCCAGUGGAUUCUGGGCCAAGGCCCCAACCGCGCCACUUGUGCCAGCUGUCCCAGCUGCCCGGACUUUUGGAUGAGACAUGCUAACCAUUGUUACUAUUUCUCAGUGGAGCAAAAGGACUGGAAUUCUAGUUUGGAAUUCUGCACAGCCAGAGAUGCACAUCUCCUUAUGAUUCUGGACAAUCAGGAGAUGAGCCUACUCCAAAAUUUAAUUGAUCAGGACUUUCGCUGGAUUGGUUUGAGAAAAAAUUCUAGCUGGACGUGGGAAGAUGGAUCAGUUCUAAACUUUUCAAGGGUUUAUUCUAACAGCUUGGUGCAGAGGUGUGGUGCUCUCAACAGAGCUGGUCUCCAAGGCUCCAGCUGUGAAGUUCCCUUACGGUGGGUCUGUAAGAAGGUCAGACUUUGAUGGACGGCCACUCUGUCCUGAGCCUCAGACCUUGAUCUCUAAAAAAUACCUUCAAAAUAUCUUUGA